Messenger RNA from Racocetra persica, 183 nucleotides. The record is from the annotation of a GenBank genome assembly. NCBI's taxonomy places the organism in Eukaryota, Fungi, Glomeromycota, Glomeromycetes, Diversisporales, Gigasporaceae.
UGUUCUUGCCAGUGGUGGGGUUUUAGUUCUUUUUAAAACAAUUGGUGAAAAGUUAAAGACGAACAAAGAUAAUAUUAUUUCAUUGGUUGAAGCUACAAAAAAAGCUGCAUCUGAUAAGGUAUUCAUGCCCACGUUCUUGCCGAUAUCCGAUGAACUCUUAGAAAAUGAUGAGCUGGUUGACAG